CUUAUUCCUGCACCAGGAGAAAAUACACUAAGGGAAGUCCCAUUUUCCAAUGCUUUCACCUAGAAAAUCUCUUCCUGGCACACAGGGAGCUGGUAUUUAUUCCUCAAGUGCUCAGGCUGGAUAGGGAAUGGUCAAAAUAUGAGAAGUAAUUUCAUUUUCUCAGGAAUUAUCAGGAAAAUAAUGGAAUUCCAUGUGUCAGUGGGUUGACAAGAACUAGGAGGAAGCGUUGAAACUUAUUUAUGAUUUAUUUAUUUUGGUACGGUAUUUCCCUUCUUAGACUUGAAUAUGCCCCUGCUUCCCCUGGAAAGGGAUAGUGGUGCCAGGAACUUGUGUUUUUUCUCUUUCAAGAAGAAUUUACCUUUUAUUGACUGAAGGUUUUGUAACUGCUUGACAAAAAAUUAACAUUCUUAUCAUUAUCAAUGGAUUUAUGUGCAUUAAACACUUCAAUCUAAAGACAGAAAGCAGCUGAACUGCUCAUAUAAAAUGUUCAGUAUGACUGGAGAAAAUGAGAUGUUUGCAUCUGAAUUUAUUUUCCUGGGCUUCACCACCCAAGCAGAUCUGCAGGUGAUGUUUUUUGUCUUGUUCCUUGCCCUCUACGUGGUCACUGUCCUAGGAAGUCUGGGAGAUCGUGUCGAUCCGCGCCUCCGCACCCCCAUGUACUUCUUCCCGAGCCACUUGUCCCUGCUGGACAUCUGCUGCUCCUGCAUCAUCCCCCGGAGCCUGAGGGAUUUUUUGGUGAUUUCCUUCAUGAGGGGCAUCACCCAGCUCUUCUCCUUCGCCACCUGGGCCACCAGCGAGUGCCACGUGCCGGCCGCCAUGGCCUACGACCGCUACAUGGCCACCUGCAGGCCCCGGCGCUACUCCGUGCUCACAUCCCAGAGGAUUUGCAUUGGGGUGUUGGCCGGAGUGCUCAGCUCCACUCUCCACACCAUUUCCAUGUUCCACGUCCCAUUCUGUCACUCCCAGGCCAUCGAGCACUUCGUUUGUGACAGGCCUGCGCUGCUGGCCCUGUCCUGCUCCGACACCCGCGCCAGCGAGGCCGUGGUGGGGCUCAAUGUGCUGAGCACCACGGCCUCCAGGUUCAUCCUGGUGUCCUCCCUGUCCGUCCUGGCUGCCGUCCUGCGGAUGACCUCAUCCACCUGCGCCUCCCACCUGGCCUCUGUCGCUCUGUCCCACGGCAGCUCCACCCUCACUGCGCCCGUCUCCAGCUGCUCCCUGGAGCAGGACAAGCUCAUCUCCCUGGGGUUUUCCGUCACUGUCCCCGUGCCGAGCCCGUUCCUCUAUGGCCUCAGGAACACAGACUUGAGGAAUGUCAUGAGGAGAACAGAAAGUCGGAUCCUCACUGCCCGGUCCAUCCAUGGCUCCUGGUCAGCUGAAAGGAGAGGACAACCCUGCUGCGAUGAGGCGUGUUAGAUUUUGGACCCUCAGGAAGAGAGGUUGGAUAUCAGGACCCUCAGGAUCCCAGGGUCGCAGUCCAGACUCAUCUUCCAGGCCGUUGGUGCCAUGGUGUCCCUGCAGCAGCACUGCAGGGAAGGGAGGAGACAUCUCCUGGCAUUGUCUGGAGCGCAGGAACCGAGGGGGAAUGUGGCAGAGCAGAGCCAGGGUCGGAGAUGUCCCAUCCUCAGGGACACUCCCUGUGCUGCAGGACAGGAACUGGAGAUUCCAACCCUUCAGGGAGCUGCCCUGCCCUCCCUUGAUAUUCCCCACUUUUUUGAGGGAAUGUCCAUGUGGAAAGGGCUUUUAUGGAAGCACCAAGCUGCUGGCCAAGGCACUUGGACUCAUUUUGUGCCUGCUCCAGGAGAGAAAAAAAAGGGAGUCGAGGGGGUGAUGGUGUCAUUGGGACACCCCAAGGUCUGUGGAGGAGGAGCCAGGUGAGUGAGGGAUGAGGGGGGUCAGGAGAGGUCCUCCUAAAACCCAAGGGAGGCUACAGCCCAAAAAAUGCCAGAAAAUUAUUGAGGGGUUUGUGUGCGAAAUACUUAAAACUGCAAAGAUUCUAAUUUUCUAUAUAUUGAGAAACAAUCUUGAUUUAUAUAUAAAUUGAUUUUAAAAUAAGCCCGUGUCCCUGCUGUGUUAUAGUCAGGAUUUUAGACUGUAAGAAAUUCUGAAUAUGGAUCUGUAGGGUUUGAAAAUACAAAUAAAACGUUUGUGUACAUAAAUGAAAAAAUAAAGGAGCGAAGAGGUAAGACAAAAUGGUCUGUGAGAAGGACCUAGAAACAGCUCUGUGUACGCGGGGUUCUUUCUCCCUGCUCCCGCUGGAACACCCGCAAUCCGGGAUCUGGGAUUCACCGAAAUUGAGAUUUAUUGCGCCCCGAAAACCUCUGCGCAUGCGCGGUGGCCGAUACACCCUCAGUGCUGCCGCCUUGUGGACACGCUCGGUACUGCAGCUCCGAGCGCUCCGGGCCCUUCCCGCGGCUCCGCCGGCACCGGGAGCGGGACAUGGAGCUGGAGCGGGACCGGGACAACGACGGGCACUGGCCGUGCGAGGCCGCGGGGCUCUCGGCCGGGGCCGCUCCCGGCAGGAACCGCGGCCGCUGAGCCGGGAGCGCAGGCGCGGAGCCGGGAGCGGCCAUGGCGGAGCCGGGAGCGGCGGGGCCGGGCUCGGAGGAUGAGGGAGCCAGCCCUGCCAGGAGGAAGAGGAGGAGGUGUGGGAGGAUGGAGACAGCGGCCACCAAAGGCUGGGGAAGGCACAGGUCCAGGUGGGAGAUGCUGCCUUCCACGGAACUGUCACUCCCAGCUGGAGCACCUGUGCUCACCUGGAUCAAUGGCACAGGCAGGAGAGGCUUGUUCUGAGCCAGGGUUUCAUUGGAGGGCUCUCAGCUCCUUGGGAAUUGCUUACAGAGCCUGUUGGAGUGCUGGCUGGAUUUGGGAGCCAAGUAUCCUGGAGCUGUGAGGCUUUUCCUGUCAGAAAUCCAUGGUGGGGAUGUUUUCCCUGGCUGUCCCAAGUGGAACAGCUUUGGAGUUGUUGCAGCCACAGGCUGGGGAUGCAUCCCCUGAAAACCAGUUCAGGAUUGUUCAUCUGGCUCUGCCUCUGACCUGUGACUUCCAGGGACCCUCCUGAUAUCCUGGGUAUUCCCAGGAGAGGAUAUUCCACCACCUGCCUGUUGAGCCAGGAAUUCCAGACCCACAAAGAAGAUCCCAAAGUGCCUCCUCACCCAUGGACAGCAGGAAUGUCUUCCAUAGCUCCUGCUGAGGAAUGGCAGAGGCUGCUGGGAGCUCUGGCAGGAGCACCUGGACACCAGCAGGGAAACAUGUAAACAAGAGGAGCCAAAAAGAACUGGAGCUUCUGCACAAUGAAAUCUGCAAGAAUCCAACUUCAAAUCCCCCUGGAUUGUCACUGGUCCAACUUCCAUGGACUGGUCACCGUGGCCAGGAGUGUCCAGUCCUGCUGGAAUGCACUGGACCAGGAGCUCAUUUUCAUUUUGUGCUGGUAAAGACCCUCUGGGUGACCCCCAGUGACUGGAAGGGCCAGACUGGGCUCCCAGGGCACUAAUUCCAGGGGUUCUGUUUUUGGGAACAGCACAGGAGCCGUUCCCUUGCCCAGAGGAGCAGCCAGUGCCUGCCUUGGUCCACAGAUCCCCAGGACUGACCACAGAGGAAAUGACAGGAAUGUGGAAAUCCCCCACAGUGGAGUUUGUGGUGCUCUGGAUGACAUCUUGGAUUUUUAAUGUUAAAGGGGGGCUGUGGAAUGACUUCUCUCCUUUUUAUUGUCAUUGUUCUCACUGCUCGUGUUGCUCUCACUGAUACUGUGUGUUGUCAUUAAUAUUAAAUGAUUGUAUUUGACUGGUUUCCAUUAUUAAACUGUUCUGAGCUGGU
Messenger RNA from Passer domesticus (house sparrow), 3813 nucleotides. Its product is annotated as olfactory receptor 5AR1-like. Gene Ontology annotation, biological process: G protein-coupled receptor signaling pathway; sensory perception of smell. Gene Ontology annotation, cellular component: membrane. The record is from RefSeq and is a predicted model, not a curated record. NCBI's taxonomy places the organism in Eukaryota, Metazoa, Chordata, Aves, Passeriformes, Passeridae. Gene Ontology annotation, molecular function: olfactory receptor activity; odorant binding.